CGCCGCGAUCGAUUCCCCAUUAUAAUUCAACCCCAACCCGGCCACCCCCCCUCCACGGCGGCCAUGGCGGACUGGGCGGGGCUCCACGAGGACUUCCUCCUCCUGCUCGUCCCGCGCCUCCCCUCCCUCGACCUCCGCACCUUCCGCGCCGUCUGCGCCUCCUGGCGCGCCGCCGCGGCCACCUUCGCCUCGGCCGGCGGCCGCCCGCGCCCCGACCGCCCCUGGCUCCUCCUCCCCGCCGACGCGCCCGACCCGGAAUUUCGCCGCCUCGUCAUCCGCCGCGACCGCGAGGUCCCCGUCGUCACCCUACCCGCGCGCCUCGGCCGCGCGCACGACCGCCGCUUGUUCCCCCUCGGGUCCUCCCGCGGCGUCAUCGUGGCCGCCGACGACCGCGGGGCCAUGCACCUGCUCGACCUCUCCACCGGUAGGCGCGCGCCUCUGCCCCCCGUCGCGGCGCUCCCCCUCGCCGACCGCGUCGAGAGGACCCCUGCCGGCCUCACUGUCCACCUCAAACGCGACCCACGGGUGUACUCUAUCGACGGCCUGAUCCACCGCGAGGACACCCUGAUCCGCAAGGCCGUCCCGGUGCCCACGCCCGUCGGCGGGGCGAUGGUGAUCGUCAUCUACUACCCAGAGGGCCAUCGCCACCAGUGGGCCACCGCUCGUCCCGGCGACAGCGCCUGGAAAUCCGUGAAGCCGAGCAGCAUCCCCGCCGUGGUGGACCUGGCGCUCCACCGCGGCCAGCUCUACGCCAACACCCUCUUCGGGAUGGUGUACGUCUACCCGGAGCUGCACGGGCUGGGCUCCGCGUCCCCGGAUAUCAUCCCGUCCAUGACUCGGAGGCCUACCUCGGGCUUGAAGAGCAGCUUACUCGUGCAGACCCCGGGAGGCGGCGCGCUGAUGCAGGUGGAGUUCGUCCGCCCCGCGGUGGAUGGCGAGGGCGGGGAGUUCGUGGUUCGCGUGCUGGACGAGUGCGGCGGGACGUGGGAGGAGGAGGAGGACAUCGGCGACGUGGCGGUGCUCGUGGACGCGUCGGGCGCGGUGGCCGUGUCCACGAGGGAGUGCCCCGGGCUGAGGCCCAGCACCAUCUACUACGCGGACCUCGACGGUGGUGAGACACGGGUUCGGGCGUACAGCCUCGCCGGCAAGCACAAGAAGGUCGAGGUCGUCGAGUCCCUCCCCAGGGCGGAGGGAAACAACCGGCCGUGCUUCUGGUUCACGCCGGUCUAUUCACAGUGACAAUGUGUUUGAUCCUGAUCAAUGUCCGUUUUUAGUCUUGCUAAAUUGCUAGGCGUCGUCUCUCGUCUGAAUUGUUGCAUAUGAGUUGCGGUAGCGAUGUGGAAGGAGCUCUUCUUGCGUUUAUUCAUCCUAGGAACUAUGGGUCUGCACGCCAAUGCUACUAUCCAUGCUAUGUACAAUUGUACAGACAGGAAACUGAACCUGCCUCUGUGUGUGUCGUCACCAAUUUUCAUAA
Messenger RNA from Triticum dicoccoides, 1474 nucleotides. RefSeq lists its product as uncharacterized. Bases 64 to 1239 code for a protein of 391 amino acids. The record is from RefSeq and is a predicted model, not a curated record. NCBI's taxonomy places the organism in Eukaryota, Viridiplantae, Streptophyta, Magnoliopsida, Poales, Poaceae. The transcript has a single exon.